This is a messenger RNA of Gracilinanus agilis (Agile Gracile Mouse Opossum), 2712 nucleotides long. It is a transcript of the gene COPG2, whose product is annotated as COPI coat complex subunit gamma 2. Gene Ontology annotation, molecular function: structural molecule activity. Gene Ontology annotation, cellular component: endoplasmic reticulum; endoplasmic reticulum-Golgi intermediate compartment; Golgi membrane. NCBI's taxonomy places the organism in Eukaryota, Metazoa, Chordata, Mammalia, Didelphimorphia, Didelphidae. The coding region runs from base 8 to 2623 and encodes 871 amino acids. The transcript has 24 exons. Gene Ontology annotation, biological process: protein secretion; intra-Golgi vesicle-mediated transport; intracellular protein transport. The record is from RefSeq and is a predicted model, not a curated record.
GCGGGAGAUGAUUAAAAAAUUCGACAAGAAGGACGAAGAGUCUGGUAGUGGCUCUAACCCUUUUCAACAUCUAGAAAAGAGUGCUGUUUUGCAGGAGGCUCGCAUCUUCAAUGAGACUCCUAUCAAUCCAAGACGAUGCCUACAUAUUCUGACAAAGAUCCUUUAUUUAUUGAACCAGGGUGAACACUUUGGAACUACUGAAGCCACUGAAGCCUUCUUUGCAAUGACGAGAUUGUUUCAGUCUAAUGAUCAAACGCUGAGAAGAAUGUGCUACCUCACCAUCAAAGAAAUGGCCAAUAUCUCUGAGGAUGUGAUUAUUGUCACAAGCAGUCUGACGAAAGACAUGACUGGAAAGGAGGAUGUGUACCGAGGCCCAGCCAUCAGGGCUCUCUGCAGAAUCACUGAUGGAACAAUGUUGCAGGCCAUUGAAAGAUACAUGAAGCAAGCCAUUGUGGAUAAAGUCCCAAGUGUGUCCAGUUCAGCAUUGGUGUCUUCUUUGCACAUGAUGAAGAUAAGCUAUGAUGUGGUGAAACGAUGGAUUAAUGAAGCCCAAGAAGCUGCUUCAAGUGAUAAUAUCAUGGUGCAGUAUCAUGCCUUAGGGGUCCUGUACCAUCUCAGGAAGAAUGAUCGCCUUGCUGUUUCCAAGAUGUUGAAUAAAUUCACCAAAUCUGGGCUGAAAUCCCAAUUUGCUUACUGCAUGCUGAUUCGAAUUGCCAGUCGCUUGCUGAAGGAAACUGAAGAGAGCCAUGAAAGUCCACUGUUUGAUUUCAUUGAAAGCUGCUUACGAAACAAACAUGAAAUGGUUAUCUAUGAAGCUGCAUCAGCAAUUAUCCAUCUCCCCAAUUGUACUGCAAGGGAGCUGGCACCAGCUGUUUCAGUUCUCCAGCUCUUUUGCAGUUCUCCUAAGCCAGCCUUGAGAUAUGCAGCUGUGAGGACCUUGAACAAGGUGGCCAUGAAACACCCUUCUGCAGUGACAGCCUGCAACCUGGAUUUAGAAAAUUUGAUCACAGACUCGAACCGCAGUAUUGCCACCCUGGCCAUUACCACACUCCUAAAAACAGGAAGUGAGAGUAGUGUAGACAGACUCAUGAAGCAGAUUUCAUCUUUUGUGUCUGAGAUCUCCGACGAGUUCAAGGUGGUAGUGGUCCAAGCUAUCAGCGCUCUCUGCCAGAAGUACCCUCGGAAGCACAGUGUCAUGAUGACUUUUCUCUCCAAUAUGCUACGAGAUGAUGGAGGCUUUGAGUAUAAGCGAGCCAUUGUAGACUGCAUAAUCAGUAUUGUGGAAGAGAAUCCUGAGAGUAAAGAGUCAGGUCUGGCUCACCUCUGCGAGUUCAUUGAAGAUUGUGAACACACUGUGUUGGCCACCAAGAUCCUCCACUUAUUGGGGAAAGAAGGGCCCCGGACACCAGUCCCCUCCAAAUACAUUCGUUUCAUUUUCAAUAGAGUAGUCCUGGAGAAUGAGGCUGUCCGGGCUGCUGCUGUCAGUGCUUUGGCCAAAUUUGGAGCUCAGAAUGAAAACCUUCUCCCAAGCAUCCUUGUACUUCUACAGAGGUGUAUGAUGGAUACUGAUGACGAGGUGCGGGACCGAGCCACCUUCUAUCUGAAUGUGUUGCAGCAGAAGCAGAUGGCACUGAAUGCUGCAUACAUCUUCAAUGGUCUCAUGGUCUCAAUACCAGGAAUGGAAAAAGCCUUGCACCAGUACACAUUGGCGCCCUCAGAGAAGCCCUUUGACCUGAAGUCCGUCCCUCUUGCCACAGCCCCUGUCUUUGAACAGAAAGCAGAAAUCACGCUUGUGACCAGCAAGCCAGAGAAGUUGGCUCCUUCCAGACAAGACAUAUUUCAAGAACAAUUGGCUGCCAUUCCUGAAUUUAAGAACAUAGGGCCUUUAUUCAAGUCAUCUGAGCCUGUGCAACUCACAGAAGCAGAGACAGAAUAUUUUGUCCGCUGUGUCAAGCACAUGUUCAAUAAUCAUAUUGUAUUCCAGUUUGACUGUACCAACACCCUCAAUGACCAGCUCCUAGAGAAAGUGACAGUGCAGAUGGAGCCUUCCGAUGCCUAUGACGUGCUCUGCUGCAUCCCUGCCCCCAGCCUCACCUAUAACCAGCCAGGCAUAUGUUACACUCUUGUUCGUCUACCUGAUGAUGACCCGACUGCAGUUGCUUGCACUUUUAGCUGCACGAUGAAGUUUACAGUUCGGGACUGUGACCCUAACACUGGUAUUCCAGAUGAGGAUGGAUAUGAUGAUGAGUAUGUGCUGGAAGAUCUGGAGGUGUCUAUGUCUGAUCACAUCCAAAAGGUGCUCAAGCCCAACUUUGCUGUAGCCUGGGAGGAGGUUGGAGACAACUUUGAAAAGGAAGAGACUUUUGCCCUCAGCACUACCAAAACCCUUGAAGAAGCUGUUAACAACAUCGUUACAUUUCUGGGCAUGCAGCCAUGUGAGAGGUCAGACAAAGUACCUGAAAACAAAAAUUCCCACACACUCUAUUUGUCAGGUGUGUACAGAGGUGGCUAUGAUUUAUUGGUGAGGUCUAGAUUGGCCUUAGGAGAUGGAGUGACCAUGCAGGUGACUGUGAGAAGCAAAGAGGAAACACCUGUUGAUGUCAUCUUAGCUUCAGUUGGAUAAAUUUUUACCUGAGCUGGAUAAUGAUACAUCACCCCUUCAGUCAGUUGGCUUUUUUCAUGGUUUUGGAAAAGUAAAAAUGUCUAGCCAGA